CAGAAGCCCGUGAACGCAUCACCGGCAGCGCGUGCGAAUGCGCAGGAGCGGCUCGCCGGAGAAGUCAGAUGGAAAAGAAGCAGCAGAGAAGGAGGACGCAGAUCGCGAGGGGGGUCCACUCGGCGUUUGUUUGAGAGGGCGGACGAGGGGGGUGGGGGGAGAAAAAAAAAGUGGCAGCGAGCAUUUGGAUACAUGUUUCCAGCUGUCCACUCCAAAGCGGGACUGCUGGGAGGGGACGAGAGAGCUUGAAGCCCGCGGCAGCGAGCGCGCGCCGAGCCUUUCGCCCCCCCGCGCCCCCCAAGACUUGGAAAUCGAGCUCAUUACGCGCGCGGAGGCGGAUUUGGGAGCUAUUUGCGAUUCAGCAAGUUCUGUCCCGUGAUGAGGAAGCCACAAAAAGUGGACACCUUAGCCCGUCGUGCGUAAUUUUGUUGUCCCCCCCCCCCUCCCUUCCCCAUCUCUCCAUUUGGUGCCUCGUAUGGCUUCCCUCGGCUGGCUUGUGCAAGUCCACGCGCCCUGCUGAUUAUUUCAUGGCUGUGGGGCGCAGCGGGAGUCGUGCGUGGAGAAAGAGGACGGUGUGAGCAGAAGUAUGUCUGCACUCCGAAAGAAAUUCGGGGACGAUUACCAGGUAGUGACCACCUCAUCCAGCGGCUCCGGCUUCGGCAACCAGGCGCCGGCGGAGAAGAAGCGCAAGCGUCAGCGCUUCGUGGACAAGAACGGCCGCUGCAACGUCCAGCACGGCAACCUCGGGGGCGAGACCAGCAGAUACCUCUCGGACCUGUUCACCACCCUGGUGGAUCUGAAAUGGCGCUGGAACCUCUUCAUCUUCAUCCUCACCUACACGGUGGCCUGGCUCUUCAUGGCGUCCAUGUGGUGGUUCAUCGCCUACAUCCGCGGCGACCUGAACAAGGCGCACAACGACAAGUACACGCCGUGCGUGGCCAACGUCUACAACUUUCCCUCGGCCUUCCUCUUCUUCAUCGAGACCGAGGCCACCAUCGGCUACGGCUACCGCUACAUCACGGACAAGUGCCCCGAGGGCAUCAUCCUCUUCCUCUUCCAGUCCAUCCUGGGCUCCAUCGUGGACGCCUUCCUCAUCGGCUGCAUGUUCAUUAAGAUGUCCCAGCCCAAGAAGAGGGCCGAGACGCUCAUGUUCAGCGAGCACGCGGCCAUCUCCAUGCGCGACGGCAAACUCACGCUCAUGUUCCGCGUGGGGAACCUGCGCAACAGCCAUAUGGUCUCCGCGCAGAUACGCUGCAAACUGCUCAAAUCUCGGCAGACCCCCGAAGGCGAGUUCCUUCCCCUGGACCAGUUGGAGCUGGACGUCGGCUUUAGCACGGGCGCAGACCAGCUCUUCCUGGUGUCGCCGCUCACCAUCUGCCACGUGAUCGACACCAAAAGCCCCUUCUACGACCUCUCGCAGAGGUCCAUGCAAACGGAGCAGUUUGAAAUUGUGGUGAUACUGGAGGGCAUCGUGGAGACCACGGGGAUGACGUGCCAAGCGAGGACGUCCUACACCGAGGACGAGGUUCUGUGGGGACACCGUUUCUUCCCGGUCAUCUCCUUGGAGGACGGGUUCUUCAAGGUGGACUACUCGCAGUUCCACGCCACCUUCGAGGUGCCCACGCCGCCGUACAGCGUGAAGGAGCAGGAGGAGGCCCUGCUCCUGUCCUCGCCGCUCAUGGCGCCGUCUCUGUGCAACAGCGGCGAAAAGAACAGCUCCCUGGACUGCCUGGAGACCCUGGAGGACAAUGACAGCACCACCAAGCUGCCCACCAAGCUGCAGAAGAUCACGGGGCGGGACGGCCUCCCUAAAAAGCUACUGAGGAUGAGCUCCACCACCUCGGAGAUGACUUACAGUUUCGGAGACCUGCCCAUGAAGCUGCAGCGAAUCAGCUCCGUGCCCGGCGUGUCCGACGAUAAGCAGGGCGGGAAGGCCUCCAAAAUAAGCACAGAGCCCAUCAGCAAGUCGGUGGCGGACUUACCCCCCAAACUGCAGCGACUGGCCGGGGGAGGCCGGAUGGACGGACACCUGCCGCCCAAACUCAGAAAGAUGAAUUCCGAUCGUUUUACAUAAAGAAGCCAAUCACCCGUCUUUUGACUUCCCCUUGUACUAUUCCUGAUUUAUGAAUUGACAUUUUACUCGUGUGUACAAUAUGUGCACAGAUACAAUCUGUGUGUAAUUCCUUCUGACCAUUCUCAGUUGGCAAUCGAAAAAGGGACUUUUUAUUGUUUUAUUUUGGGUUUUUUUUUUUUUAAUCAAACUGUGGCUCAACCCGAAAAUGAGCCUUCAAUUUUCAUUUUUCAAUUAUAGGCUCGGAUAAAAAAAAAAAAGGAAAAUAUAAAAAGGGGUCACAGGUUUUUCUUUUAUUUUUACGCAGUGGUGCUUUAAUAGAUAAAGAUGGUAUAACAUUUUGUUUUUUGUUUUUUAUUUUUAUGAUUGCCAAUUGAAAAUGGAAAGAGUGAAUGCAAAAGACUGAAGACCUUUGAUCAAACAGGGGGGGGGGGGGGUGGAAUACCCUUUGAGUUUCCACAAUUCAUUUUCAGGCUUGGAUCAGAAAUGUAAAAUUCGGGCACCGGACCGAAUUUGAUUUUCAUGUUGAAUUGUUUCUAUUUACAUGACCUCAAAUUUUGCAAAUGAUGAUGAGUAAAGAUACGAUAGCUUGUUAACCACCACAAUCUGUCAAAGGGAGACGUCUACCGCGCACACUUUUUCAACGUAGUACAUCAGCGGCGUACUGCUUCUUCUUUCAUUGAUUUGCCGAUUCUGUUUAUUUCAAUGAGCGCACCAAGGUUAGAAGUGGUGGGGGUGGCGGGGUAACUCUGAUUGGCUAGAGUCGCGCACAUUUCCCACAUCAGGUCUGACGGGAGUUCAUUUGCUCACAGCUCUCAGGUCUGUCUCUGCGGCCUUGCGGCCCGGUAACCGGUUCGCGGACCGGUGGGUGAGGGACCAUUGUUCUAAUUAGCGCUUCAGGUGUCUUCCAACUUAUAAUCAAUCAAUCAGUUGGUCUAAUUACAGGGUGACAUGUAAUCAUUUCACUGCUUCGUGACCUGGUGUGUACCGCACUAACCACGAAACUAACUAACUAACUAACACGAGCUUUCUCGGGAGAUUCAAAAGAAACGUACAGACGGGCAUCUCCAAGCAGCUUGAUGUUCCCAUGACGACAGCUGCGCGUAUUGAAGGUUCUCAUAUGGAUGGAUGGAACAUGGCGGUUAACAAGCUAAAAUGUCUUGAUUCAUUCGAGCUACCAAUCUGAGUCAUGUGGCCCGUUUUUCAUUUGUGUAUUUUUGAUCUGAGCCUAAAUUUAAAAUUGUGAAAAGUCUCAAGUUUUAUUUUUUUCCGGGAGAUUUAAAAAUAAAAAAAGGCUUUUUUCCCCUUUAUUUUAUUUUUCUUAAUUUACAGUUCAAAAUGAAAAAUGAAAAUGACGCACAGAUUGGAUGGCGUCAAGCACAUCUGUGUGACUUGUGCAAGCAAUGAAGAGAGACCUCAGACUCUUUUUUUUUUUUUUUUUUUUUUUUUAGGGCGGUGUACAAUUAGCACAAUCAGGCAUGUAAGAAAACGGCGCAUGUAGAACCGAAUCUCAAUAAUUCCUGGCAUGAAAUGUUUAUAUAUGAAAAAAAACAAAACAAUAAGUUCAUUCGUGAAUUUAUCGAAGAGUGGAAUAUUGCACAAAGCCAUAAGAUUUCCAACCGACAUGAAAUAUGAUUCUACGUAGGUUUGUGGCGACGGGCGGCACAUACCAUUUGUUCCUUGAGUUUCUUGCUUUUGUUGUUCAAUGUAAAGUUGUGGCAAUGUUCUGUUGACUGCAUGCUCCUCUUACUGACUAGACAAAAAGGUAAUAGACAAAGAUGUUUUUUAGCCUUAACUAUAUUACCUUGUUUCCAUCUUUACGUUCCUUCACGGUGUUCCUUUGCUCUUUUCAUCGGCGUGCUGCUUUGCCACGCGCCAUUUUUAAGGACUCUGUUCGUUGCGCCAACACGGAACAUUUUGUCUAAACGACGACUGCCUUUUACAGCGCAUCUCAUGUCCCCGGAUGAAACGGGGGCCGCAAACAGCGACGCAAUUUCCACAUGCUUAUUAAAGUCAAAAUUUCAUUUCAAA
This is a messenger RNA of Hippocampus zosterae (dwarf seahorse), 4102 nucleotides long. RefSeq names its product potassium inwardly rectifying channel subfamily J member 3a (gene kcnj3a). Bases 587 to 2074 code for a protein of 495 amino acids. Gene Ontology annotation, cellular component: plasma membrane. Lineage: Eukaryota; Metazoa; Chordata; Actinopteri; Syngnathiformes; Syngnathidae. The transcript is spliced from 4 exons. The record is from RefSeq and is a predicted model, not a curated record. Gene Ontology annotation, biological process: regulation of monoatomic ion transmembrane transport; potassium ion import across plasma membrane. Gene Ontology annotation, molecular function: G-protein activated inward rectifier potassium channel activity.